UGUUCAAAGAGGUUUGCUGAGCAGCCACCGAGGAACACAAUCUGACAUCUCUUCCAGCACACAGUUUAACGUUGCAUGUCAGUAAGCUACGUUUCGUAAAUGGUUAACCAACGCAAAACGGAGAUGUGCGUGUUGUUUUCUAUACAUUAGCCUAUUAAGCACAAGUCAUAGCCUAGAGUUAUCUCUAAAAACAGUUAGCUGACAUGCUCUGUCUUCCUUGCUUUCAUCAUUGCGAAUCGGAAUGCCCAAGUUAGUUUGCGACGAAAUUUGGUUUUGGUCAGGAUGCUCCCUAUCACUCUCAUUCUCGUCACUCUCGCGUCCCUGAACGCCCAGAUGUGCGCCGCGGCAAACGCCUCAAAGUUACUGGAGCUCACACGGGACAGUCUCACCGAGCAGAUGCUGUCGGGAAGGAUGCUCUUUGUAUACUUCGGCAAUCAAGUGAGUCCAACCCUUGAGCUGUUCCUGGAGCAGCUGGAGCGGUCUGCAGAGGCCUUGGAGGACUAUGGCAUCACAGUGGCAAAGAUAAACUGCACAAAAGAAAACAUCCCGAUAUACUGUGGCAAUGAGAGACUGAUGCAGAGGGCCUAUCUGUUUCGGGGCCCAGAGGAGUUGAGGAGCUUCAACAUAGACACUGUGUUUGAUGUCAGUGCCAUCGUGUCACACGUGCUCUUCACGGUCCUGUUUGAUGAGGUGCGUUAUGUCCACACCCCAGCGGAGCUGCAGGCUGUGGAGAAGGCAGCCAGGGGGAAAACUGACGUCGUCUUCGGACACAUUCAGGUUCACGGCCUCCCAGAGCACAGGGCGCUGAUGGAGGCGGCGUUUGUGUAUGGGUCCAAGUUCCAGUUCGUGUUGACCACGGGUGGACCUCUGCUGAAACACAUGGGUGUUGAGGACCCGUCCUCUUUGCAGGCAGGCCUGUGGUUGCUCCACUGUAAGGGAGUGGGUCCCCCAGGGGAGCCAUGUCCCCAUACGGCCAUGAGGAGACCCCUCACCACCCUCAACAUCCACACCUUCCUACAGCUCAUCCAGGCACCGCUAGUGACGGAGGCGUGGGUAGACCCCGUGGAGGUGGAGGUUGGCUACAGCCAGCUCCAGGUGCCCCUGCUCUUCCUCUUCCUGCAGCCUGAGACAGCAGCUCUGGAUUGGGACGCAGCACAGGGCCUCGCCUGGGCGCUACGGGGCCACGUGGGAGUGGUGCUCAUACACAGAGACAGUCCUAAAGUCAAAUCCCCUUUGAAGUACAAUGCAGCCUACAGACUGUCAUACGGGGCGGCGGUGAAGUAUGUUACGUUUGACAACAUGGAGGAGGUCAUCUCUCUCUUCAGCGAGCAGCAGCGUCCUGUGGGAGAGGAGAGGACUGCAGAAGAGGAAGAGGAGGAGGGGGAGGAGGAAGAGGAGGGUGGAGAUCCAUGGAGCUCUCAGGUGGGUGAACUUGAAGAUCAGCUGCUGUUGGACGUGUUGGAUGAUGAGGUGGCAGCUUCUGUGUACCACAACCGCCAUCAGAUCUUAGACCAGGAGCCGGUCAUCGAACUCACUGCAGACCUCUUCAAGAGUGCACUGGUACAGUACGACCACUUGGUGGUGCUGUUUUACGCCAAAUGGGAUGCUGUGUCCAUGGCUUUCCUCAGUUCCUUUGUUGAGGUUGCGGAGGCACUGGAAGGCCUCUCUGACGUGGCGUUGGGCUCAGUGGACUGUGGGGAGUGGACAGACGUCUGUGGUGACCAGGGCAUCACAUCCUUCCCUGUUGUCAUGGUGCAUCACCGUGGUGACGACGCCCAGACGUACCGGGGCAUGCUGGGAAGCCAGAGCCUGCAGAGUUUCAUCCUGCUGAGCCGUGUGAGCAGCCCCGUGCGCCUCUCGUCCUCGGAGGAGGUGCAGGCCUUCAUGGAGGGGGCCCUGGGGAGGUCGGAGGGGGCGCCGGAGGAGGACCUCUACAUCGGGACCCAGACCCACGCCCUUGUCAGGGUGCUGGGGGUGUACGGCUCUAACACAGACUCAGGGGUACGGUUAUUUGAGGCUGCGGCGAGAGCGCUGAGAGGCCAGAUGCUGCUGGGGAUGCUCGACGACACUUCAGCCCAAAACUGGGCCCUUGAGCUGUCCGUGGAUCUGCCUGUGCUUCUGGUGCAGAGGGGUCCUCAUGGCCAGAGGGAGGUCCAUGCCAUUCAGGCAUCCUCACUGGACGCCCUUAUCGCGCUCAUACACAACGCAUCGCUGGACCCUUUUCCUGAGUUGACAGUGGAGAACCUUCCAGACUACUUGGAGCUGAGGAGGCCGCUGCUGUUGCUGUUUGUGGCUGAGGAGGGCCCAGAGAGUGCUGCCGCCCUGCUGGAGAUGCAGGCACUACUGCAGGCCGGCCACCUCAAGGUGUACAUGCCAUGCUGGAUAAACCUCCAGAGGACUCCUGCGGGAGGCCCUGUACUGGAGUCGUACCUGGGUGCCAUCCCAAAGCUGCCGGCCCUGGUUCUGUCCCAGCUGCAUGGCGGUGGAGAGGUCUUCCACUUCCCCUCACACCACCCCCUGCAGGCGGGGAGGAUACUGCACUGGCUCCAGAGUGUGGAGCACCAGCAGGCCCAACCUGCAGGUUUGGUUCCAGAUGAAAAGUGGCCUCCCUCCAGGCCUUUCUUUGACUUCCUGUCGGUGAUGGACCAGGAGAUGCCAGGGUACGCAGCCCAGAGGAGCUCCAUGAGGGACAAAGAGAUGCCACCAGGCUAUGCAGCCCAGAAGAGCCCCAGAAAUAAGAUGGCUGCCACAGAUACCACAAGCAGCGCUGGAGAGAAACGCCUGGAGGGGGAGAAGCAGAGGACAAAAGAGGUGGAGGAGAGAGGGAGGAGGAGGAGGAGGAAGGAGGAGAGGAGGAAAGAGGGAGAGAAGGACCCUGAUGAAAGACGAGGCUCUAGGACGCCUGCAAACACCCCCUCACCUCUCACACACUCUGAACUCUGAGAGAGAGAGAGAGAGAGAGAGAGAGAGAGAGAGAGAGAGAGGAAACUCUACUCCCCAGUCUCAAACAAAGACAUCCAUCUCACAGCCCUGGACAUACACACACACACUGUCAUAAACAAUGUACACACACACACACACUAACAUACAUAACGUUCACACACAUGCUCUCACACUCACACUCACUCUGGCCUACACAAUGUGCUCACAGACACACGCGCGUGCCUGCACGUUUUGCUCAGGAAUGGGUCUUAAUGGGCCAUGUCUAAAUGCCAUGUCAUUGAAUGCUAUUGUUUUUCUUAUCUGCUCUUUCCUGCAGAGGCCUAUUUAUUGUUUUUCAUACCUUUAUCUGUAAAAAACCCAGCAGAGCAUAAUGUUGGUAUUUCAUUUGUCUUUUAUGUUACCCAUAAAAAAAAACACUUUUCCUGGAAUUUAAA
This is a messenger RNA of Engraulis encrasicolus (European anchovy), 3377 nucleotides long. It is a transcript of the gene txndc16, whose product is annotated as thioredoxin domain containing 16. NCBI's taxonomy places the organism in Eukaryota, Metazoa, Chordata, Actinopteri, Clupeiformes, Engraulidae. Bases 283 to 2943 code for a protein of 886 amino acids. The transcript has 19 exons. The record is from RefSeq and is a predicted model, not a curated record.